Messenger RNA from Penicillium antarcticum, 1308 nucleotides. Its product is annotated as anaphase promoting complex subunit DOC1. The transcript is spliced from 2 exons. NCBI's taxonomy places the organism in Eukaryota, Fungi, Ascomycota, Eurotiomycetes, Eurotiales, Aspergillaceae. The record is from RefSeq and is a predicted model, not a curated record. Gene Ontology annotation, cellular component: anaphase-promoting complex. Gene Ontology annotation, biological process: protein K11-linked ubiquitination; anaphase-promoting complex-dependent catabolic process. Bases 1 to 1308 code for a protein of 435 amino acids.
AUGCCUCACCUACGCCGCCAACCGAACCCACGCGACCUCCCCAACCAAGACCCAACGCAAGGGAAUCUGCGCGCCCAAUUCCACACCCCGCCAGCCCGACACACACCCUCAAACCCAACCCACCGACUCCCACCAUCAACAGGUCCAAAUGUGAUCACACCAGACGCACUCGCGCAGGCGGGCCACUCCGUGCAGAUAAAUCCCUUUACGAUAUUUGGUCGACCGGGCAUGGCACAACCUCUGCCGGAAAUGGAGACAAUGGACGACGACCAGUUCGAUGACGAUUAUGAUCCGCGGGGGAUGGAGGAGCUAGGCGAUGACGAACUGGUCGACCAUGAUGAUUCCUUCGAGAUUGAAGAUGGCAACGAAGAGCAAUAUGAGGAUUCUGAAAUCGAUGACGAGGAACUGGAAGAGACGGAAGACGUUGUCCAGGAUCAAUUCGAAGAAGAAGACCCCGACGAGGAAAUGCAUGAUCGAGAAAAAUCACCCUCCCCUCUCCCACCAAACCUACGCGAGAUCUCAUCUCUAGCUUCCUGGACCGUCUCAACCUCCAAACCAGGCUGCGGCGUCGCAGCCCUCCGCAACACCUCCCCAUCCCAAUACUGGCAAUCCGACGGUCCACAGCCACACACCUUGACGCUACACUUCUUCAAAUUAGUCGCCGUCGUGCGCAUCCGCGUCUACCUCGACUUCGAACUAGACGAAAGCUACACACCAACAAAAAUGAUCUUUGCAGCCGGCAUGGGCGGCAACGACCUAGUCGAGUUCGCAACCUGGGAAGGCGACGGUCCAUGCGGGUGGGUAAAUGUCCCACUAGAAGGCGUCGGCGGACGAAACGGCGGCUGGGUACAGAAUGACUCCGGGAAGAAGAAACGCCGGUCAACUAGUAUGCGGCAGAGGCGGCGGACUGUUUAUCGGAACUGUGAUUAUACAGAUCCUGACCAUGAACAUGAUGAGGAGUGUCAUCCGGUCUACGAACAUGAUGAGGAAAUUGAUAGUCAGGACGACGAGGAUGAUCCUUAUUCUGGAAAUGUGCUUAAGGCUAUGGUGAUCCAGAUGCGGAUCAUGGAGAAUCAUCAGAAUGGAAAGGACACGCAUGUUCGUGGUUUCCAGGUUUUCGCUGCUGAUGAGAGUCGGCGGAGGGUUGGUGCUGGGCCUUCUGCUUCUGCUGAUGUUAGACCCAGGAGGGUUUCGCGUAAUUCACAUGAUUUACGUGGGCGUGUGAGUGAUGGUGUUGAUACUGAGAAGUUGACUGCGCCUUCUGGGCUUGAUGAGCCGGAUUGGAUGGGUGAGCCGGUGAUACGAUGA